AUGUAGCCACUUUGCCUUUUUCUCAUGACGUGUCGGCGAGCUUAGUUUUUAUAAAACAAAUAGUUGAAGCUCAAGUGGAAUUUUUACAAAAAAAAUGCGAGACCAAUGGAUCAGCCUUGCCCUCGUGCUGUGUGCGUUGCACAGCGCCUGCGGCCUAUACUUUCACAUAUCGGAAACGGAGCGCAAGUGCUUUAUUGAGGAGGUGCCCGAUGAGACAACUGUGAUUGUUAACUACAAAGUGGAGCUCUAUGAUCCACGCUCCAAUGGAUUUAUGCCAUCCUCGCCGGGCAUUGGCAUGCACGUAGAGGUGCGCGACAGUGACGACAAAGUGAUCUUGUCGCGCGUCUACAGUUCCCAGGGACGAAUGUCGUUCACUUCGCACACUCCCGGCGAGCACGUCAUCUGCAUGUACUCCAAUAGCACCGCCUGGUUCAAUGGAGCCCAGCUGCGCGUGCAUCUCGAUAUUCAGGUGGGCGAGCAUGCCAUCGACUAUGCCAAUGUGGCACAAAAAGAGAAGCUGACCGAGCUGCAGCUACGCAUUCGCCAGUUGCUUGACCAGGUCGAACAGAUCACCAAGGAGCAGAACUAUCAGCGCUAUCGCGAGGAGCGUUUCCGUCACACAAGCGAGAGCACCAACUCUCGCGUGCUCUGGUGGUCGCUGGCGCAGACUGUGGUCCUCGUCUGCAUGGGAUUCUGGCAGAUGCGUCAUCUCAAGAGUUUCUUCGAGGCCAAGAAACUGGUGUGAGGGCACAUCGUGGCAAUGGUUAUUGGUUGCUUUUGCCUUCAUCUCGUUUUGUAUGCAACCAAAUUACAAAUGCGAAUUUCAUCGAUGUAUCAUCCAGA
Molecule: messenger RNA, 843 nt
Organism: Drosophila navojoa
Lineage: Eukaryota; Metazoa; Arthropoda; Insecta; Diptera; Drosophilidae
Gene: eca
Product: transmembrane p24 trafficking protein eclair
Source: RefSeq, a predicted model, not a curated record